GAAACUUAACUGGUUCCUCUGACGAAAUAACUGUGCGCCAUGUCCGAACGGGCUGCUUGUGUUGUGUUCCUGGAGCUAGCUCUGAUUUAAGCCUAUUUUUGUAUUUAUCAUCGGGUUAAACUCCUCAAACAAGCACCACUCUGCUGCCCCACAUUAAUCAUGAUGAAGACAGAGAAGGAAGCAGGGGAUGAUGGAGCAACAAAACCCAGUGACAGUAGCAAGGAGACAGAAAAAAAGAAGAGAUCCCGUGUCAAGCAGCUCCUCACCGACAUUAAGAGGCAGGUGGAGUUCUGGUUUGGAGAAGUCAACCUGCACAAGGACCGCUUUCUGAAAAAGCUCAUCGACGAGUCCGACAGUGGAUAUGUUGACAUAUCUGUGCUGACGAACUUCAGUCGCAUGAAGAAGCUGACGACUGACACUAAGCUGAUCGCCAGAGCCCUAAAGAAUUCAUCCGUAGUGCAGAUUAACCUCGAAGGAACUAAAGUAAGACGUAAACAUCCGCUUGGAAACCCACCAAAUAACGUCGACAGCCGGACGGUCUAUGUGGAACUUUUACCGAAGGACGUGACUCACAGCUGGAUCGAAAGAGUUUUUACAAAGUGCGGGAAUGUGGUGUACGUCAGCAUACCCAGAUACAGGAGCACCGGUGACUCUAAAGGAUUUGCCUUUGUCGAGUUUGAGAAAGAGGAACAAGCUCAGAAAGCUAUUGAGAUGUUGAACAACCCUCCUGAAGACGCUCCAAGGAAGCCGGGGAUUUUCCCCAAAACGUUAAAUAGGAAACCUAUUCCUUUUCCUGUGGACAAUCCACAGUCACGGGAGGAGGAGAAGAAAAAGCGCAAGAAGAAAAAAAAGAAGGAUGGAACAGCAGCAAAAGCAUCAGCAGAAAAAGUCCAAGAGGUUGCAAUGGAAGCAGAGCCGUCGGAGCACAAGAGGAAGCACGUGACAGCAUAUUGUGAUCCGGAGACCAGCAGCACACAGAAGACACCGGGAAAAUUAUCAGAGAAGAAACGGCGACGGUCACAGACUGCAGAGGGAUCAGAGAGUGACGUUCCCUCUAAGAUUAGGAAAACCAGUGAAAGUGAAACUGGGCAUAAGGAGGAAGAUGAAGCCAGCACGAAUCUGCCCAGUAAAAGCGACACAGAGGGAAAUACGGAAAAGGGGAAAGAAAACAGAGAUGACAUGACUGUGAAGGCAAAGAGGAAGAGAAAAAAGAAGCACAAAGAGAAGCUGAAAAUUGGAGAGGAAGUCAUCCCGUUACGUGUUCUAUCAAAGAAGGAGUGGGUUGAGCUGAAAGAAGAGUAUCUGGUCCUACAGAAGCGCAGCAUGGCGUCCCUGAAGAAAUGCAUCAGCAAGAUUAAUCACAAGGAUGACGACGCAGCUCAGGAUGGAAACGUUGAUAUGAGCAACAAAGCGGAAAAAGAAACUAAACAGGGUCCGCAGUUUGUCAGUGGCGUCAUCGUGAAGAUUACAGACAGCAAACCGUUACCAGCGAGGAAGAUCAUCAAAGAUGCUCUGUCCAAAGUAUCUCCAGUUGCUUAUGUUGACAUUUUGGAUGGAGAUGUUGAAUGUCACGUCCGUUUCCACACACCGGAGGACGCUACCGCCAUCAGCAACGCUAAAGAGCAGCUGCUGAAGGAACACAGCUGGAAGCUUGAGAUUCUUAAAGGUGGCCACGAACAGCGGUACUGGCAGAAGAUUUUAGUGGACCGCCAAGUCAAACUGAAUCGUCCCAGGGAGAAGAAGCGAGGCACAGAAAAGCUCAUAUCCAAAGCUGAGAAAAUCAUCAUUGCCCGAGCCAAGGAGGCCAACAAGCACAUCCGCUUUGAAGAAGACUGAGUUCCCCAAGGUUUACCACUCCAAGUUUUCACUGAUGAGUACUUGGCUCAAGUAGAAUUGUCCAAUUGUGCCCUAUGUGUCAUUUUUGUGGUCGCACUGGAGCCCUUGUCAUAAACCAGGAUGCUGCUAGGGUUAAAGAUGGUUCAAUUUUUUUUUUUUUUUUUGUUGCUAUAUCAGUGUUUUUUCAAAGCAGCCCUGUAUAAGUGUAAAUAUUCUUUUUAAGAAAUUUUCUCCAGUAAAGACGUGGUAGAGUCAACACCUGCUUUUUAAUAAAACGAAAUAACAUGCUUUCA
Xiphophorus hellerii (green swordtail) is the source of this 2129-nucleotide messenger RNA. RefSeq names its product La ribonucleoprotein 7, transcriptional regulator (gene larp7). Gene Ontology annotation, cellular component: ribonucleoprotein complex; nucleus. Gene Ontology annotation, molecular function: RNA binding. The coding region runs from base 160 to 1836 and encodes 558 amino acids. Gene Ontology annotation, biological process: RNA processing. The transcript is spliced from 13 exons. The record is from RefSeq and is a predicted model, not a curated record. NCBI's taxonomy places the organism in Eukaryota, Metazoa, Chordata, Actinopteri, Cyprinodontiformes, Poeciliidae.